Molecule: messenger RNA, 8199 nt
Organism: Monodelphis domestica (gray short-tailed opossum)
Lineage: Eukaryota; Metazoa; Chordata; Mammalia; Didelphimorphia; Didelphidae
Gene: ARHGEF18
Product: Rho/Rac guanine nucleotide exchange factor 18
Biological process (GO): small GTPase-mediated signal transduction
Molecular function (GO): guanyl-nucleotide exchange factor activity
Source: RefSeq, a predicted model, not a curated record
UACUGGACCAAUGGAGGCCCUGACAAGGAAACCAUCUAGCCCGAGGCCACCCAGAAGGUUAAAUGGGGUCUAAGCCUUGGCUUGCCUGCUCUCCCUUACCAACCCCCCUCAACCACCUGAGAAUGAGAGGAUUUUUCUGGGCUCCCUGCCCAGGGUGGGAGGUACUCCUGGCUCCUGCCCUCCCUCUACCCCGUAUAUUUCUCAAGUGCGGGAAGCUGGGGCUCAGAGUCCUCGGAAAUCCAGGCCAGGGCGGAUGGAGGGUUAUCCUUGGAGGGUCACUGUGGGCCCAGCAGGAAACUCUGAGUAGCCCAAGGCCCAGGGCCAGCAGGGGCCCCAGGGUAGCUCAGGUGGGAGCAUUCCCUCCCCCAGCAUCUAUCUGCCUCUGGCUUGGACACCCAUCAGCUGAUCCAGGCAGGCUGAGCAGGCGGGUGCUGCCUCCACCCCCCCUACCCCUCUCUUGGCAGCCCCUGCUCCAGGGCUGCAGCCCGAGCUAGAGCAGGCGCUGUCUCCGGGGUCCAUCCAGCUUCUGGAGGCAGGAGCAGCCUGGCCCCAUCCCAGUCCCCAGGGGGAAUCCUGAUGGCGGACUCUGUGCUCAAUCACUCUUGGCCCUCCAUCUCAAAGCUGUGGAUGAAGAGAUGGACCUUCAAGAGAGGUUCUGAAUGCAAAGCCUGUGACCCACCCUCGGAUGGCAGCCCCUGCUCCCUCCCUGUGCCCCUAAAAGCUGACAGCCAUGUCCUCUUCUCUGCCAUGGCCAGGGAACGAGAGGCUGGUUCUGUGCCAGAGCUGACAGAUGCCCACAGCAGCACUGAGGACCUUCUCUCACUAGAUAUGGCUCUUCAGGGCACAGAGUACUACAGGGACCUGGGCUACGGGUCACCUGUGGAGAUGACGUCAUGGCUCCCUUUGACCUCGUGGUCCCAGGAGAAGGUGCCAGGGGAGCUUGUAGUCCCCCAACUCCAGGAGCCGAACCACCUCCUUCAGAGCCCCGAUGCCCUUGGUUCUGGGGACCGAGUUGCUGAGCCCUUUCCCACGUUGGCCCGUUCAGUGACCACAUCUAGGAGGCACAGCUGGGAGAGGCCCCUCUCUCCCUUAGAUAUGGACCGGAGACUCAGCCUUGACACCUCUGACAUGGGCAGUGACGAGGAGCGGAGUUUGCCCAGAACAUUUGCCAGCCACUCCUUGAAUCUGCCUGGAGGGGGCCUGCAGGCCUGGGCAGAGAGGACAGGUCAUCGAGGAGCAAACAUCAGGGGGAGAGUCUCACCUGAGCUUCCCUACGUAGGCCUGGAGGAGCCAGAGGAUGACUCACUGAGACAGCAGGAAUUUAACAGCUCUUGGAAGAGGCUGAGGUCAAGGUCUGUUCCUCAAGCUGGUGAUAUGGUUUCUCCCUCAAGAAUCUCUCCGAACCUGGAGGUUUCCAUUCCAGCUGCCCAAGGUAUCGAACCCCCCGUGCUGGAAAGAGCUGAAAAAGACCAUGUGUCCCCUGACCAUGUCUUGAUUGUCCAGCAAGUCCUCCAUGAGCUCAAGCAAUUUCAUGGGAAGGAAGAUAAUGGGAAGAGUGAAAAGACCGAAAAGGGGACCAAAGUGAAGAGAAGGCUGAGUUCCCUCCGAAGUCGAGUGACUGGCUCCUGGCAGAAGGAUAAGGGUAAGAACAAAGAACAACAGAAAGAGAUAGAGCCAAGGGAAAAAUGGAAAAGCGCAAAUGGCCACCAGUUAGUGCCAGGGACUUUCUCCAGCUGCAUCGAUUGCUCCCUGUGUGGCAAACCCUUGCUUAGUCGGAAUGGGCUGCAGUGCUUAAACUGUGCAGUGAAUGUUCAUAAGAAUUGUAAGAAUUUACUGGCCGACUGCAGUAAUAGCAAUAAACUCAAGCAGAAAGAUUUCCAGCACAAACCUUCAGCAUCUUCACAGAGUUCAGCCCAGAGCCUUUGUCAAGCAGCCUCUUUGAAAGAACAACCUCGGAACACCCUCUUAGGAUCUAAUGGCACCCCAGUCCUGCCUCGGCAUGUCGGAAUGACUAUCUCAACGAGGGGAAGGCUUCAGUCGGCAAUGAACACUCCUGGAACUCUAAAUAGAUUUGGAUCAGGUACAGGAGAAAUGGAUGAAAGUGAUUCUGGAUUUCUAAAAUUCAAGCAGACAACAGAUGAUUCUCUUUCACUUGCAUCAUCGACUACUGAAUCUAUUUUUGUGGAAGAUUCCUAUUCUGCCUCACUAAGAAGUGAAAUAGAAGCAGAUGCCCAGGAGUUUGAGGCUGAGUCCUGGAGUCUUUCUGUAGAACCAGCAUAUGCAAAGAAGCAAAAAAGAGAAGUACUGAAAAGACAAGAUGUCAUUUAUGAGUUAAUGCAGACUGAAGUGCACCAUGUCCGAACUCUGAAGAUAAUGUUGAAAGUCUAUUCCAGAGCACUGAAGGAAGAAAUGCAGUUUAGUAGCAGAGUCCUCAACCGCAUUUUUCCAUGUGUGGAUGACUUGCUGGAAAUGCAUGGGCAGUUUUUGUACCGCUUAAAAGAACGACGCCGAGAAUCGUUGGCAGAGGGCAGUGAUCAGAAUUAUGUGAUCCAGAAAAUUGGAGAUCUCUUGGUACAACAGUUUUCAGGUGAAAAUGGAGAAAGAAUGAAAGAAAAAUAUGGUAUAUUUUGCAGUGGUCACAAUGAAGCUGUCAGUCAUUACAAGGAAUUGCUCUCGCAAAACAAGAAAUUCCAAAACAUGAUUAAGAAAAUUGGCAACUUCUCCAUUGUGAGACGGCUUGGUGUUCAGGAGUGCAUUCUUUUGGUUACUCAGCGCAUUACCAAGUACCCUGUGCUGGUGGAGCGUAUUAUUCAGAAUACUGAAGCUGGUACUGAAGAUUAUGAAGACUUGAACCAGGCUCUUGGCCUAAUAAAAGACAUCAUCACACAAGUUGAUGCCAAAGUGAAUGAAUGUGAGAAGGGGCAGCGUCUCAAAGAGAUUGUUGGCAAAAUGGACCUGAAGUCCUCUGGCAAACUCAAAAAUGGGCUGACUUUCCGGAAGGAAGAUAUGCUUCACAGGCAGCUCCAUCUUGAUGGAAUGCUGUGCUGGAAAACUGCAUCAGGGCGGUUGAAAGAUGUUCUUGCUGUCUUGUUGACUGACGUACUUUUGCUGCUACAAGAGAAGGACCAAAAAUACGUCUUUGCAUCUGUGGACUCAAAGCCACCUGUUAUUUCAUUGCAAAAGCUAAUUGUAAGGGAAGUAGCAAAUGAGGAAAAAGCAAUGUUUCUGAUUAGUGCCUCUCUGAAAGGACCAGAAAUGUAUGAAAUUUAUACCUGCUCCAAAGAUGAGAGAAAUUCUUGGAUGGCCCAGAUCCGCAGAGCUGUGGAAAGUUGCCCUGAUGGAGAAGAAGAGCCAUUCAGUGAGGCUGAAGAAGACAGAAAAAUGGCUGAGGCCCGAGCUGUAAAAUUGAAAGAAUUCCAAGAACGUUUAAGCAGAAAAGAUGAACUGAUUGCUCAGAGUCUCAUUGAGAAACAACAGAUUUAUUUGGAAAUGUCCGAGAUGAACAGCUUUGAAGAUCUUCCUCCAGGUCCCCGACCCAGGUUCUUUUUCCGAGGAGGAGAACCCUCAGAGAACCUACAAGGCGAGAUGAUUCUGAAAUCGGCAGUAUCUGAAAUUGAGAAUAUCCAGAACCUGAUCUAUAAGCAGCUGGGCACUGUCAGCUGUCGAAAUGAAGAUGGUGGUAGUGGUGGUGGGGAUGAUCUCUUAUUACCCAGGAGAGCAGAGACCUUUGGAGGCUAUGACAAUAAUGCAAAUACAAAUAAAAAUGCCAGUUUUAAGAAAAAGGUCAGCAAUAGUGAUACCUGGUUCAAAGACCGGAGAAAUCCCUUUACCAGCUCAGACUCACAGCUUGGUGACCUUUCAGGAGAUUCUGAAGAGGGAUCACAAAUAUUAUCCUUUCAGACAGAGGGAACCCGAGUGGACUGGAACAACAGUUUGUCAAGCAUCUUGGAAUCUGAGCUUAUACAGAGAAUACAGAUGCUGUCACAAUUACUUCUCAACCUUCAGGCUGUGGUUGCUCAGCAGGACAGCUACAUUGAAAUGCAGAGGGCCAUGAUCCUGGAGAAAGAAAAGCAGUAUAGGCUGCAGUCAACACGUGGAAACUUCCUGUUAGAACAAGAGAAACAGAGGAACUUUGAAAAACAGAGAGAAGAACUGGCCAAUGUCCAAAAACUCCAGAAUCAGCUCAAACAGGAACAGCAACGCUGGGAGCGAGAGCGUGAGCGGCAGCAGAAAGAACUGGAGUACACUGAGGCCAGGCUCCAGGAGCGCGAGAAUGAGUCCCAGCAGUUUAAGGAACGGCUGACCCAGGAUAAAGAGGAACUGGACAGGCAGCGAGAAGCCUAUCAGCAUGACCUGGAGAGGCUCCGGGAAUCCCAGCGAGCUGUGGAAAAGGAAAAGGACCGGAUUGAGCAUCUAAAAAAAUUGAAAAAACAGAACACUGUGUCUGGCACCUUACCUCCUGAAGGAAUAGAGGGCCAUAUUCUGAGCACCUCCUUGAAUUUCAAUGGUGAAGGCCUUGAGGGGGCUGGACACCUAGCCAAGACCUUAGGGAGGACCAGUACACUGUUGUCUGGAUCUGAUUAUGUGGAGCGUCCAGAGAUGGCUCGUAGGGACAGCACAACAGCAGAGGGUCGCCCAGUGAAGAAUGAUGUGCCGAUUCAGCUACUGAGUGCCACCAACCAGAUCCAAAAGCAAGCUGCUGUCCAGCAACAGAUUCCUACAAAGCUCGCUGUGUUCACCAAGGGGAGCAAAGAGAAGGGAGGAAAAGGCAAAGGUUCCCAGCGAUCUGACAGCUCCACCUCAUUUGACCUAAAACAGCAACUGAUGCUCAAUAAGAUUAUGGGCAAAGAAGAAAACACUAUAAGAAACCGCCGGUCCCUAAGUCCUGUCCUGACAAGCCAGAAUGUUAUUAUACAUCCAGAAUCAUGUAUCCCAGCAGACAUCCAGCCCUCAGAGAUCUCCCAUCUCAACCUAGGAAACAUGUUCAGGCCAAACAGUACUCCUAUCCUCUCCCCUCCAGCCCAGCUACCUGUGCACCUCACCUCUGAAGAAGAUGCCAACAAGGAAGAUGUUAUCUUUUUCUAAACUACUGUUGCUCCAGGUGUGCCUGGUCCUAUCCUCUUUCUAUGGAGACUCCAGGAUACCCUGUGCUGGCUGGCAUCUUCCAUCUCCUCCACAGUGACAUCUGCUUCAGAUGAAGCCAGAUUUCCUUUGCUACAGUGUUCACCUAGAGGCUCCAGAAAGGUCUUUGUAACAAUUUGGGCAUUUGCUUUUCUCUUUUAGGCAUAACCACUAUGGACUUGAACAUGGCCUAGGACCAUGUUGGUGAACCUAUGGCACGCCUGCCAGAGGGGGCUGAUCCCUUCCCCCUCUCCACUGCUCCUGAGGACUUUUCUCCCAUCACCUGCCCCUCUUCCCAGCAGCCCAGUGGGAACACUUCCUCCCUCCCUUACCUGGAGUAAGGAGGCAGUACACAUGUGGCAACAGGGUAUAGUUUGGGCAAUCGGUCUCUAAAAGGUUCACCAUCACAGGCCUAAGGAGAUCAAUUUCAAAUCUAUGAUAUGUUGCCAUCCACCAUAAUAUGCUCUUUUUGGUGAAUUUGCAAUGAUUCUUUGGUUGAGUUUUUAAUCUCUUUUAGAAAAAGUUUUAAUUGGAAGUUAAACCAUAAAUGAACUAAGGAGCUAUUCUGAAUAAUAGGAUCCUGUUUGGAUAAGAAGUAGAAAUCUGUUUUGAAUCUGUUUUUACAGAGCUGUGGCCAGUGGAUGCAAUUUCAGAAAGCAGUCAGGCAACAAGCUAGCAAACUACCCGUUCUAGGGUGAUCUUAGGGCCAUCGAUUCUUGGCCCAUAUGUGAGCUGGAAGGUGUACCUAGAGUGCGGGAGUCCAAUUGGACCUUAACAUUUAGCUUCAAGGCCCCAUAGGCUAAUGGAGGGAGUGUAUCCAUUCUGUUGGAGGUGCUUUCUUGGCUGUCCCAGAUUUGCAGUCAGAGGCUCUUCUCUACUUCUGAGGCUUUGCUGGGUGUGGUACAAAUUCCCAAAGCAAAUUAUAUGUUGGUUCAUAGUGAACCUCAAGAUUGGGAUAUUUUCCUGAUCAUUGAAGAUGUUAAAUCUAAAAAAUGUUAGCAAGGUUGAGAGUGCAAUAGGUUACUGUCUUUUAUGAUCCUUUGUGUUCUAGAUUGUUACAGUAGAUGUCCUGCUAAAAGAGGCAUUUAUUGCCAUUCAAAAUAGGAGAUUUCAGUGCUGGUGUCUACACAGAUCAGCAGCUGGCUAAAUAGCAGCAAACAUAUUGGGAAUGAAGGGAACAUAGGCACAUAUAAGAAAAUGAGUUAGUGCUGGCACUGGUAUAUUACUGCCAUGUGUGUGAAGGAAAUUUACCCUCCCCCUUUCUGAGGUCACACAGGUGAGAUCAUCUCUUGUCGACUACCUGCAUACCUGGAGUCACCUGAACUUGACCUGGACGGCUAGGACAGGAGCAGGGGAGUCAGGAGGUUAUAAAAGAGGCUGUGCAGGAAGUUCACGCUCUCUGACUCUGGUGCUCUGCCUACAAACUUCCAUGCUGGGGACUGCAGGAGGAGCCAUGGGGAAAAAUUAGAUUCAGGUCCCUUUUCUAUCUCUCUGAUCUUUACUUAUCCAAAUAAGCCUAAUAAAUUUUGUUAUAAUCUAAGGACCAACUCCUAUUUUAAUCAAAGCAAGAGCCUUAUAGAUCAUGGGAAACUGAAUUAUAUGCCACCAUCUAUCUUGCCUGGAGCUUUUUGUAAAGAGGCACUAUAGGACUCCUUCAACAGUAGCCGUGGACUGACCUCUCUAGGGCCUAUCCCUGAGAACCCAGGUCCUUUGGCUCCAUUGGGACCCAGCCAUUUGGCUUUCCUUUUGUCAUCUUGGGAACUGCCACCUGCAAGAUUAGGUUCCAGUCACAUCCUUGUUGAAGCCUUUGGGAUUCUGCCACUGCUGUUGCCAGAUGUGCUGUCUGCCUACCACUUACUACACACACAACAUCCCUGGGAGGUGGGGUAAAGGCAGACUGGAGAACAGCCAAGCCCAAGCUCUUGGUUAGAAGAAAAGGCCAUAGUCCUGAGAGAUUAGAUUGCCUGGCACCACAGUUUUGGAAUCAGAGACCUUUCUUUUUUCUUUUCCGUUCUCCCAACGUUUUGUGGCCACAUUUUUCCCCCUAUAAAAAUUGAUGGCUCUCCUGUUUUUGCUUUGUCCACCAGAGUGCUGCGCUGUGUUACUAGAUAUUCCCAGAGCAGUCCCAUGUUUCAUCUGGGAAGUCAGGGCAAGCAAGUGGGCUUGGUUUUGCUGAAACCUAUUCCACGUGAACUUGCAACAGGGACUGAAAGCAGAAACCGUCUUCCUUCUUACGUUCACUCUAGCAAGGGAAAUCCCCUUUUUGGCAUUUGGGAUGUUCUGCUUUGCUAUUUGCUCAGAAAUGAGUUCCUAAUGCUUCUUUCUGAUCUCUACCCAAUCUCUUCCUCUCACCCCUCUUGAAGAAAGGAUUUAACAAGUGUCACAUCAUUCAUUCCAAUUCCUGUUGUGCUUGCAGAUCCUGCUCAGCAAGUGAAGUUCUGAGAGAAAAGCUCAGGUUCUCUUUUUAAAACUUUUUCCAUCAGCAGUUCUCAUUGCCCUUUGUACCACAAAUGUACCACACAUUCAGUUUUGUUUGUGCCAUCUUCAUAAUCAGUGUUUUCUAUUUUUUGUACUGAAGUAUUGGAGCACUUUAGAAAAGUUUAAAUUUGUUUGAUCUUGGAAGGAAACUUUCUUAUCUGUAAUUCUGUUGCUGUGCUUGCGUCACUGUUCUUUACUGAGCUGUGAGAGUUUGAUGUCUAGUCCAGUGACUCUGAUCUAGUGAAUAUUCCUGCGAGUAGGUUCAGGGGGUUGAAAUUCAACCAUAUGUUCUUCCCUGUGGUUGGGGAGGGCCCUUGGUUCUGCUAGAAUGGCAUUGUUGUACAUAGUUCUUCUCCUGCCAGUAAUAGCCCUGUCACUUCUUGUUAGUAUCUAUUUGUAAAAUUGAUGGUUAAGCACAUGUUAAUAUUUCUGUUGACCCGUGCACUUCGUUAAUUGUUCUGUGAUUUUAGUUCACCCCCUGGUUUGUUGUUUUUGUUUGGGGUUUUUUAAUAAUGAUUGUGCUAACUCUCAACUGCACGAUUUCAGAACAGCCUUGGAACCCAAGUACUGAUUUCUAGCAAUAAAAAAUUACUAAAAUAA